Peronospora farinosa is the source of this 297-nucleotide messenger RNA. The record is from the annotation of a GenBank genome assembly. Lineage: Eukaryota; Oomycota; Peronosporomycetes; Peronosporales; Peronosporaceae.
AUGACAACAGCUGAUAUCGUAAUCACAGAUGCCAGCUGGCUAGUUAGCCAGGAGGAGCAUCACCGCAAAAAAGCACUCGAUGUGAUGGUGACUGGCCGGCGAAGUAUCGAUCGAGUGACUAAUAGACAGAAAGGCAAACUAUACAUCGAUAGAGAGACAGAAGAACACGCGGAUAGUAGGGCAAUCACAUCGAUACGACACGGCACGGCACAUGACAUGAAGACACGCGCCGUGACAAAGACGGUGCGAGCGAAGCACGCCGCGCUCACGAUCGAGACAUGCGAUGCUCGCGCGUGA